Messenger RNA from Gadus morhua (Atlantic cod), 2107 nucleotides. RefSeq lists its product as uncharacterized. Gene Ontology annotation, molecular function: structural constituent of chromatin; protein heterodimerization activity; DNA binding. The transcript has 6 exons. Gene Ontology annotation, cellular component: nucleosome. NCBI's taxonomy places the organism in Eukaryota, Metazoa, Chordata, Actinopteri, Gadiformes, Gadidae. Gene Ontology annotation, biological process: nucleosome assembly. The record is from RefSeq and is a predicted model, not a curated record. The coding region runs from base 43 to 1947 and encodes 634 amino acids.
GUUCACUCAGGGCUUCAUUCUGCAUCUACAAACAGCUCAGUCAUGUCUGGUCGAGGAAAAGGAGGAAAAGGACUCGGGAAAGGAGGCGCCAAGCGUCACCGCAAAGUUCUCCGUGAUAACAUCCAGGGCAUCACCAAGCCCGCUAUCCGCCGUCUUGCCCGUCGUGGCGGUGUGAAGCGUAUCUCCGGUCUGAUCUACGAGGAGACCCGCGGUGUCCUCAAGGUGUUCCUGGAGAACGUGAUCCGUGAUGCCGUCACCUACACCGAGCACGCCAAGAGGAAGACCGUCACCGCCAUGGAUGUUGUCUACGCUCUGAAGAGGCAGGGACGCACCCUGUACGGCUUCGGCGGUUAUACAUACGCAUCGAAUCUCAUCAUGCCUGAAGUAGCAAAACCCGCGCCCAAGAAGGGCUCCAAGAAAGCAGUUUCCAAGGUCGCAGUUAAGGGCGGAAAGAAGCGCCGCAAGUCCAGGAAGGAGAGCUAUGCCAUCUACGUCUACAAGGUGCUGAAGCAGGUUCACCCCGACACCGGCAUCUCCUCCAAGGCGAUGGGGAUCAUGAACUCCUUCGUCAACGACAUCUUCGAGCGUAUCGCUGGUGAAGCCUCUCGCCUGGCUCACUACAACAAACGCCGCACCAUCACCUCCAGGGAGAUCCAGACCGCCGUCCGCCUGCUGCUCCCCGGUGAGCUGGCAAAGCACGCCGUGUCUGAGGGCACCAAGGCGGUGACCAAGUACACCAGCUCCAAUGUGAGCGACCUCAUCGUCAAAGCCGUGUCCGCCUCCAAAGAGCGCAGCGGAGUUUCUCUGCCGGCGCUUAAGAAACUCUUGGCCGCCGACGGCUACGACGUGGAGAAGAAAAACUCCCGUGUCAAGACCGCCUUGAAGAAUCUGUUGGAAAAGGGAACCCUGGUCCAUACCAAGGGCAACGGAGCUUCUGGUUCUUUUAAGAUCAGCAAAGAGGAAAAGAAGCCAUUAACUAAGCCUGCUGCCCCUAAAGCUAAGAAGAACGCUGCCAAGAAGCCCGCCGCCGUCGAGAAGUCUCCCCAAAAGGUGAAGACACCACGGAGUGUUACCCCCAAGAAGGCCCAAAAGCCCGCUGCGGCCAAAAAGUCCCCGAUCAAGAAAAGCCCCAAGAAGGUUGUAGCCAAGACUCUAAAGAAGGCGCCCAAGCCUGUCGUUAAGAAAUCUCCCGCAAAGAAAUCCCCGGGGAAGAAGGCAUCUAAGCCCAAAGCCGUCAAGAAGACGGCCCCAAAGAAGAAUGGGCGGAGUCACGCUGAAAUGGCAAGAACCAAGCAGACCGCUCGUAAGUCCACCGGUGGCAAAGCCCCCAGGAAGCAGCUCGCCACUAAGGCUGCCCGAAAGAGCGCCCCGGCCACCGGCGGCGUGAAGAAGCCCCAUCGUUACAGGCCCGGGACCGUGGCCUUGAGGGAGAUCCGUAGGUACCAGAAGUCCACCGAGCUGCUGAUCCGCAAACUGCCCUUCCAGCGCCUGGUGAGGGAGAUCGCUCAGGACUUCAAGACCGACCUGCGCUUCCAGAGCUCCGCCGUCAUGGCUCUUCAGGAGGCCAGCGAGGCUUACCUGGUUGGUCUGUUCGAGGACACCAACCUGUGCGCCAUCCACGCCAAGAGGUCAAUCAUGUCUGGUCGAGGAAAAGGAGGAAAAGGACUCGGGAAAGGAGGCGCCAAGCGUCACCGUAAAGUUCUCCGUGAUAACAUCCAGGGCAUCACCAAGCCCGCUAUCCGCCGUCUUGCCCGUCGUGGCGGUGUGAAGCGUAUCUCCGGUCUGAUCUACGAGGAGACCCGCGGUGUCCUCAAGGUGUUCCUGGAGAACGUGAUCCGUGAUGCCGUCACCUACACCGAGCACGCCAAGAGGAAGACCGUCACCGCCAUGGAUGUUGUCUACGCUCUGAAGAGGCAGGGACGCACCCUGUACGGCUUCGGCGGUUAAACCCUCUCCUCCAACCCUAAACCCAAAGGCUCUUUUAAGAGCCACCUAAAUACUUGUUGAAGAAUUACUCCUACCAAUAAUGAAUGUAUAUUUGCAAUGAAGAAUAAGCUGAACAUUUUUACACGUUUGAUGACAAUGUUCAAUAUCUGCCACACAUGAA